Molecule: messenger RNA, 874 nt
Organism: Pollicipes pollicipes
Lineage: Eukaryota; Metazoa; Arthropoda; Thecostraca; Pollicipedomorpha; Pollicipedidae
Product: maestro heat-like repeat-containing protein family member 1
Exons: 7
Coding region: 68-874 (268 amino acids)
Cellular component (GO): cytoplasm
Source: RefSeq, a predicted model, not a curated record
CUACCAGUGAUUUUGCAGGUUUGUAUGGUUGCAGAUUCACUUGUUGACCACCUCCCCUUCCUAGAAAAUGCAAAAUGCAUGUUGUCCCAAUCCGCGGGGUGUACGUUCUUGCCCAUCAAUGUUUUUUCGUGUGCCCGCUAGGAUCGCUAGUGAGGCGCUACUGGCUUUCCUGCGCUGCGUGCAGCUGAAUGAGCUCGCCGAAGUGAUGACGUCACGCACAGAGCCGCUGGAGGACCUCGGCCGCUAUUCAGAAUUCGUUAUUGCCAUGUCAAGCACGGUGGUGACUCAAAGUCCGCACUUGAUGGCGCCUCUGGUCAGAUGUCUGGCUUCCGACCUCUCCAGCAUGUACGAGGCCCAGAGGAUCGCCGCCGUCGCCUUCUACGGAGAGCUGGUGCGGCACCGGUGCGCCGGCAGCGUGCCGCUGAUCGAGACGCUGCUCAACAGCCUUGUGUCGCGUCUGAUCGACUCGUCGCCGGUGGUGCGCCGACUUUGUCUGCUGGGGCUCGGCCACAUCAGCUGCCUGGGACACCCGGGGGGCUUCGGUGUGGAUUACACGCAGCUGGUGGACCUGUUCGCGCAGCAAGUGAUGUCGGCCAUGCUGGGCGGCCUGGACGACCGCGAGGACGUGGGCGGCAGCAUCCCACUGCAGGCGAUGACGGCCCUGGCCGGCGUGCUGCGCGUCGUCUCGGAGCAGCAGGUCCAGCACACGCUCAUCCCCAUCACCAUACGGAUACGGGUCUACUUCGAAAGUGAGUCGUUGGCGCUGCGAUCGACGUCGUUUGGCCUGUUCGGCGCCUGCUCAGCCUUCUGCCAGGGCCCACUGCGCGAACCACCGGUGGCCGUGUUUGUGGGCGUUGCCUGGCGGGUGUCGUGA